UUUUCAUCACAUCCGAUCAGAGCUCGGAUGCCAUAAUAAAAAAUAAAUAAGACACCGAGCUCUGAAAAAAAAAAAAAAAGAAGGAACAUAGGAAAAUAAAUAGUUAAUUAAACUAUUUAUGGGGGACUCCAAAUCGAGAGUCGUCGUCCUCGCCGUCCUCGCCACCGUGCUCCUUUUGGCGGCGGUGAUCGCCGCGGUCGUGGUCUUCUCGAAGGGCGAAGAGAAGCACGAUGGCGGCAAGGGCGGCGGCGGCAGCGUCGUCGUCUCGGCCUCUAAAGCGGUGAAGCUCGUGUGCUCCCCGACGGACUACAAGGAGACCUGCGAGAAGAGCCUCGCCGGCGCCAACACCACCGACCCCAAGAAGCUGAUCGAGGCGGCGUUCGACGCCACCGUCGGCAGCAUCAUGGGGGCGCUCGAGAGCUCCGCCGAGCUGAAGAAGGUCGCCACCGACCCCUCCACCAAGGGCGCCUUCGACGUCUGCGACGAGGUGCUGCACAACGCCGUCGACGAUCUGAAGAGCUCGAUCACGAAGGUCGCGCACUUCGACGCCGGCGAGGCCAAGGCCCUCGCCGCCGACCUCCGCACGCGCCUCGCCGCCGUCGGGGACGACCAGGAGACGUGCACCGACGCCUUCGAGAACACCACCGGCGACACCGGGGAGAAGAUGAAGGCCCUAUUGAAAACCGCUAAGGAGAUGUCGAGCAACGGCCUCGCCAUGGUGAGCGACCUCUCCGCGAUCCUCGGAUCGCUGCAGCUGGCGAAGUUCCUCGGCGGCGGCGGCGGCGGCGGCGGAAGCGCGAGGAGGCUCAUGGCGGAGGAAGCCGGCGAUUUCGUGGAUCGGAGGAUCCUGAAGGUGGCGGCGUUGAAGCCGACGAUGGUGGUGGCGAAGGACGGGAGCGGGCAGUUUAAGACAAUCUCGGCGGCGUUAAAGACGCUGCCGAAGAAGAAUAAUGAGACGUUCAUCGUGAUUCAUAUCAAAGCCGGCGUGUAUGCGGAGACGGUGAUCAUUCCGAAGAAGGUGAAUAAGGUGGUGUUGCUCGGAGACGGCCCGAAGAAGACGGUGAUCACCGGAAAAUUGAGCUUCGCCGGAGGUGUUAAGACCUACCACACCGCCACCGUUGCGGUCAAUGCCGACGAAUUCAUCGCCAAGGACCUAACGAUCGAGAACACCGCUGGGUCGGCCGGCCACCAAGCGGUGGCGCUGCGCGUCUCCGGCGACCGGGCCGUCCUCUACAACGUGAACAUGUUCGGCUACCAAGACACCCUCUACGCCCACAAAUACCGCCAGUUCUACCGCAGCUGCGUCAUCUCCGGCACCAUCGACUUCAUCUUCGGCGACGCCCUCGCCAUCUUCCAAGACUGCACCUUCGUCGUGCGCAAGCCCGGUCCGAACCAGGCUUGCAUGGUGACCGCCCAGGGCCGCAUAGACCCACGCAGCCCGGGCGGUUUCGUCCUCCAGAGCAGCCGGAUCGUGGCCGAGCCGGCCCUUCAGACCGCCAAGCCGGCCGUGAAGGUGUACCUCGGCCGGCCGUGGAAGGAGCUCUCGAGGACGAUCAUCAUGCACUCCGACAUCGGCGGGUUCAUUGACCCGACCGGCUGGUCGCCCUGGACCGGGGAUUUUGCGAUCAACACGUGCUACUACGGCGAGUACGAGAACAAGGGGGCCGGUUCGGACACGUCGGGCCGGGUGACUUGGAAGGGCAUCAAGAAGAUCACGUCGAAGAUUGCUCAGAGCUGGACCGGCGGCGCCGCCUACGGCGACGAUUCUUGGAUCAAGGCGGCGGGAGUCCCUUAUGUUCCUACCAUGAUGCAAGUUUGAGAGUGUAGAACUUGUAAUGGUUGAUAUUAUCAGUUUUAAUGAAAUUUAAAAUAGUAUUGAUGUGUCAA
Molecule: messenger RNA, 1887 nt
Organism: Salvia miltiorrhiza (redroot sage)
Lineage: Eukaryota; Viridiplantae; Streptophyta; Magnoliopsida; Lamiales; Lamiaceae
Product: pectinesterase-like
Exons: 2
Coding region: 119-1819 (566 amino acids)
Biological process (GO): cell wall modification
Molecular function (GO): pectinesterase inhibitor activity; pectinesterase activity
Source: RefSeq, a predicted model, not a curated record